AUGUUUAGCGGAAGACCCAUCAACAUGAGCACAAGCAACACAUACCCACCACAACAGAUGCCUCCCCAGCAACCAUAUCAACAACAACAAUGGCCAAUGUCUCAAGAUCAAUUUAAUCAAUUAACAAAGCAACAAAAUCUUCAAAAACCAACUUCCAUCAUCACAAAGGUUUAUCUUCCUGAUGAUGAAAUUAGACGUACCACGAUUGAUGCUUCCUUUGAUCUCAAGAAAAUCAAUGCUAAAGUUAAAAGCUUUACCAGCGUCGCUGACAAGGAUCUCGAUCUUGCUUGGUUUGAUGAUCAAAACGAAUUCAUCCGGUUUGACACCGAAGAAGAAUGGGCUGAAGCAAUCAAGUAUGCUUCAACAGUUCCUGUUUUCAAAUUGAAGGCUACUCUUCAAAAGAAGCCAACCGUUCAAUCGCCACCACCUUCAACCAAUACCAGUCCAGUCGUACAGGAGAAGAAGCCUGAACAGCCACCAGUAGUUCAACAACCACCAGUCGUUCAGCAGCCAAAGCCACAAUCUCCGCCUGUUGUUCAACAACCACCUGUUCAACAGCAGCCACCUGUCGUUCAGCAACCAAAGCCACAACAACCACCACAGGUUCAACAACCACCUAUUCAGCCUCCUUCGUUCCCUCAUCAACCAUUGCAACCACAGGUACCAUUCCAACCACCUUUUAAUCAACCACCCAUGAUGAGAUCUCCAAUGGGCCAACCACCUCAGCCACAACUUCAACCUUUUGGUGCAAUGACUCAACCUCCAUCCAUGAUGCAGCCAAUGAAUCAAAUUAUGAAUCCACCAAUGAAUACAACUUUCAUGCCAUCACAGCCAAAGAAUCUUGGAAAUAGUGUAACCUUAAAUCAACCACAUCCACUUAACACGAGUGGCAUGAGCAAUAACACAAGUAGAUCACCUCAGCCACCAUCUCAGCCCACUGUCGUCGAUCCUGACUUUGAGAAAUACCGCCAUGAAUUGCAAGCUUUGGAAGAGUGUCAAGCACCUGGUACCAAGGAGUUACAAAUCAAAUUGCUCAAACAGUACAAUGGUGAUCUUGACAGAGUUGGACAAGAAUUGUUCUCUAUGAAUUUUUAA
Molecule: messenger RNA, 1095 nt
Organism: Naegleria lovaniensis
Lineage: Eukaryota; Heterolobosea; Eutetramitea; Acrasida; Naegleriidae
Exons: 1
Coding region: 1-1095 (364 amino acids)
Source: RefSeq, a predicted model, not a curated record